This is a messenger RNA of Camellia sinensis, 975 nucleotides long. Its product is annotated as homeobox-leucine zipper protein ATHB-13-like. Gene Ontology annotation, biological process: positive regulation of DNA-templated transcription. The record is from RefSeq and is a predicted model, not a curated record. Gene Ontology annotation, cellular component: nucleus. Gene Ontology annotation, molecular function: sequence-specific DNA binding; DNA-binding transcription factor activity, RNA polymerase II-specific. NCBI's taxonomy places the organism in Eukaryota, Viridiplantae, Streptophyta, Magnoliopsida, Ericales, Theaceae.
CCCAAUACAGUUGAUAUAUAUAGGAUUUGAAUUUUUGAAUGGUGGUGGCAAUUUGCAGGUGUUGCAUCACUUCUGGGGAAGAGAUCUAUGUCAUUUUCAGCCAUUGAAGUAUGUGAUCAUGAAACCAAUGGGGUUGAAGAUGACUUAUCUGAUGAUGGGUCACAAGCUGGCGAGAAAAAGAGGAGACUGAACUUGGAACAAGUGAAAACACUUGAGAAGAACUUUGAGUUGGGAAACAAGCUUGAAUCUGAGAGGAAAAUGCAGCUGGCAAGGGCUCUUGGGCUGCAACCAAGACAAAUAGCUAUAUGGUUUCAGAAUAGGAGGGCUAGGUGGAAGACAAAGCAGUUAGAGAAAAACUAUGAUGUUCUUAAGAGACAGUUUGAUGCUAUCAAGGCUGAAAAUGAUGCUCUCCAAUCUCAGAACCAGAAACUUCAAGCUGGGAGAGCAGAGUGGAUCAAGUAUCUAGGAGUUUUUGCUAACAUGGAAACCAGAGCAAAUCAAGUCUAUGAUGCUAUUUUCCCUCUGCUGCUCUCCAGCCCUGUUCUUCUUCUUCCAUACCCUCGCUCCCAAAACUGCUGCUCUCCAGCUUUACAUUCCACCAAUCUGUUGCCUUGCUCAUCAGAAAUGUUGAGAAUUUUGUUACUCAUCAUAUGAGAAGCCACUUUCUUAUGAAAAAGCUUAGUAAUACUGUCACCUGAAGCAAGCCGCUGCACUCUUGAUCUCUAUCGUUUAAAAUUUUCUUUAGCAGUAGGCAAAUCAAUGUAAUUUGCCAAACCUUCUUUCUUAGCUAAAUGCAUCUCCUCAUCGAGAGGAUUGUUGUGACACCUAUGCUGCAACUUAUGAGGAGUAUCUUUUGCUUCUGGAACUUUGGUAGAGAUACCACUAUAGAAUAUCUGGUUCAAUUAUUUCAGAACGGGUUUCAAUCUUUUCAGUUUCAAAGACAGCUUCAACAUUGCAGAUCCUUAACUGCUAUUU